AUGGCUGCUGACAACCACGAAAAAACAAUUAUUGAUUAUGCUACAGAAAAUCUUAUUGAUGAAGUUGAAAAAUGUUUGAAAAAUGAUGUUCCAGUUGAUGUCCGUGACAGUCACGGCAUGACGCCAUUACAACAUGCCGCAUUCAAAGGUCACGUUGAAAUGUGUAAAUAUUUAUUAAAACAUGGUGCCAAUGUAAACGAUCAUGAACAUGAUCAAGGUUAUACAGCUCUUAUGUUUGCUGCACUCUCAGGUAAUAGUCAAGUUGUUCAAGUUCUGCUUGAAGCUGGUGCAAAACCUCAUCAAACAAAUCGUAUAAAUCGUACAGCAGCACAAUUAGCUGCAUUCACUGGUCAACGGCAAUGUGUUGAUACAAUCAAUAAUUAUGUAACAUUAGAUGAUCUGAAAUAUUACACAAUACCUCAUGGUCAAGAAAAGGAUGGUAAAUUAGUCAAAUCGUGCGUAAGAUUUGCCAAGGGCACAGCUACUGAUGGUUUUCGAUUGUAUGAAGAAAAAUUUAUUCGUCAAUCUAUUCGAGAUUUUCCGUAUAAAGAAUGUCCAUUAUUGCAACAAUUAGUGAGAACAAUUGCGCCCAUUCAAAUUGGACAACGUCCAUCUGCUUUAUGUGUUUUAACUCAAAUGUUGAAUGGUCGAACAUAUGAAGAUGAUGAAACAAUAUGUGAUGCAUGCGGAGAAUUAAAUGCAAGAAAACGAUGUACAGCGUGCAAACAAGUAGGAAAAGCAAAUUAUCCUUCUUUUACAUAGCUUAUCUAUUUCAAAAUCGUCUAUUUUCGACUUGAUCUUUUGUAUGUCAAACUAUACAGUGACUCAAAUAAAUAUUCAUUCAAUCUGAAAAGAAGUUUUUCUAGAAAAACCCAAAACUUUAAAAUUUUACUGUUAGAUAGAGCAAAAGUGUGGACUACAUUUAUGGCUAAGUGUAACUUUUCAAAUAAAGUCAUCUGUUUCUAUAUUUUGUUUGAAAAAAAUUCAUAUCAUAUCGUCUGAAUAUUCGGUUUUACAAUAUGAUCAAAUGUAAAAAAGUUUACUUAUAGAUACAAAUGACUUUAUUAAUGAAUAUUUUUUAAACCACUGUAUACGUUUAUAUUACAGUUGUGAGCGUAUGGCUUUUACAAGACUAAUUUUCAUAUUGUAGGUAAACUAUUGUUCCGAAACAUGUCAACGUUUACGGUGGUCAACUCAUAAACAACUAUGUGCAAAACUAGCCAAAGAAAAAAUUUCGACCAGUAUACAAAAUUAGUUAGUAUACUCGAAGAAAUAACGGAUAAUUAUCAGAAAAACAUUGUCUGACGCAGUUUCCUCCAUUUAGUAGAUGUUUUUUGUAUUAGCCGGUAUUUUUAAUGUUCCUUUUUAUUUAGAGAAAUGAUUUUUGACAAUGUUAUUGUUGUUGUUGUAUAUAUUUUGUCACAUCUAUUUUACCUCUGCUUUUGUUACUCGCACGGAUGGAAGGAAAAAAAAAACGAAAUUUCUAAGUUCUACUCUGAUUUCUCGAAUUCGAGAGUAAAUAGACCGUGAUUUACUCUGACGUUUAAAAAAAAUAGAAUUUAUUCCGAAAUUUGUGUGUUCACUCUCCCAUUCAGAAAACUUCUUGACGUCCCCGCUCACAUCUUUCAAAAAGAUGAUAGAAGUUGUCAGCUAUUGAUUAUCUUUCUGUGCUGUGCACUUCUGCUUCUGUGCACUGGCGAAAAAAAGUUUUAGAAAUUUUUGGCAGAAAGUUGCUGGUAGAAAAAUGUCAAAAAUUUUGCCAGAAAAUCCAAAAAAAUUUCCAGGGAGCUGGGGGGGGGGGGGGGGGGGGGGGGGGGGGGGGGGGGGGGGGGGGGGGGGGGGGGGGGGGGGGGGGGGGGGGGGGGGGGGGGGGGGGGGGGGGGGGGGGGGGGGGGGGGGGGGGGGGGGGGGGGGG
This is a messenger RNA of Didymodactylos carnosus, 1915 nucleotides long. The record is from the annotation of a GenBank genome assembly. NCBI's taxonomy places the organism in Eukaryota, Metazoa, Rotifera, Eurotatoria, Philodinida, Philodinidae.